Messenger RNA from Monomorium pharaonis (pharaoh ant), 9099 nucleotides. It is a transcript of the gene DCX-EMAP, whose product is annotated as echinoderm microtubule-associated protein-like CG42247. The coding region runs from base 5095 to 8421 and encodes 1108 amino acids. The transcript is spliced from 16 exons. Lineage: Eukaryota; Metazoa; Arthropoda; Insecta; Hymenoptera; Formicidae. Gene Ontology annotation, molecular function: microtubule binding. Gene Ontology annotation, biological process: microtubule cytoskeleton organization; intracellular signal transduction. The record is from RefSeq and is a predicted model, not a curated record. Gene Ontology annotation, cellular component: mitotic spindle.
AGCAGCAGUUUAUUUUAAAGUAGUUUACUUGUAACACUUAAAAAAUAUUUUUUAUUUUAAAGCUUUUCAUACUCUUUAAAUGCUUUAAAGAAACUUUUGGGAAAAAAUUCAGGAACAGAAAAUUUUAUUAAUUGACCAAUCAAAACAUUUUUUGAAAUGUUUUUGUAACAUUAAGUGGCCUUGCACUCAGUCUUACUAUUGAUUCGAAAAUAUAAAAACUGAAAGAAGAUACAUCUGAAUACAUACUUUUAAAGUUAUUUUUUAAAUGUUUUUAUAUACACGAAUUAAAAAUCAGCUGUCAUAUUUUAUUUUGCUGUCGCAGAAGAGAAAAUCUGGAAAUUUAUUAUUACGUCAUACUGCUCGUAGCAUAAGCACUCGUUUUAUUAGCAAUUCGCGACAUGGUAGCACGGGAGCCUGUUGACCUCCUUGAAAUCAACUGACGAUAAGCGUGUCGAUUAUGUGGUAUAUAUAAUUGCGGUGAAAAAACCUUUUCUGAGAGAUAUAUAUAUAUAUAUGUAUGUAUGUAUGUAUGUAUACGUAGGUUGAUAUAAUUAUGCGAUAAUCAUAUCAUGAUUCAGUUUUUUAACUUACUCCUUUAACGCGAAGUACUUGUUAGAAUCAUCGCGUGAGUCACGACAUAAAUGUCGAGAAAUAUUGUCUAUUAGCGUUAUAACUUAAAAUAUAAGGGUUUGUCUUGUAACGUAUAGGACUAUAAUGUGUAAGAACUGAUUAGUGAAUACAAACUGUAUAUGCUCUUUUUUUUUUUUUUUUUUUUUUUAGAAUUGAGAGAACUACACGUAACAUAUAACUUGAGUUCUAUCUCUGCAAGUGAAAAAUAUUACUUCUUCCUUUUAAUUGUCAGGAUCAACUUUUUCAUAAUAUUUUUCUUUUUCUGUCGUGAGAUUUUUUGAUCAACUUGCGAGAAACGAAAUGUUCCAACUAUGCAUGUAAUAUUUGAAUUAAAUGUAGAAAGCAGAAAGUUAGAAAAGUUUUUACAUUGCAAACGAAUUAAAAAUUUUGUAAACUAAUAUUUUUUUCUCAGUUUAUUUUUUUUCUCAAUUUAUAUAACAUGUCGAUACAGUUUUAAAUCCCCGAUCUCUACAGAUUCUAUGCAUGCUGGGGAUUUGAAGAGAAGUGAUUUUUCAAGCAUUUUUUUUACUUUGAAUUAAUCUAUAGAUGAUAAACGGAAGAAGUUUACUUUUCUCCUUAGCUGCGUUUAAAAACAUCAUUCGAUGUCCCCGGGUAUCCCCACUUUAUUCUUGUUUAACAUUCGAUGAGCAAUAAGGAUAAAAUGAUACCUGAGGACACUCGGGUGAAGUUUCUGAACGUAGCCCUUAUAAGACAAAGAGGACUGGAGCCCAUGGAGCCCAUAAGACACAAAUAUAUCAACGUAGCGUAAACCACUAAACCAAAUAAGCAUCCUGUGUAAAUUAAUAUGGCGACUCUACUGAAUGCUCAUUGAUUUAGCAAUCUUAUAUUAUGAUUAUGCGACAAUAUGCAUUUCGUCGUCUUAUUAGUCAAAGAAUGCCGUGUUUCAUUAUUCAUGCUUUGUAGCAAGAUUUAAAGUUAUUGGCUGACAUGUUCUUGUCUCAGGUGGACCUUUUGGCAAUUAAUAAAUAAAUAUAGAAGCAACCAAGAGUUUUUUGAAUGCAACGAUUUUGUAUUCUUAAAAUCGACUUUGUGUUUUUUUGAAAAAUAUGGUUAAGACAUAGAAGAGAAGAGAGUAUCGAUAUGAAUUAUUAGUGUUUCGUAGCAGUGACAAGUGAAAAUUGAGAAUCUAGAACUUUCUUUGGUGUCUGCGAAGGAUCAAUAUCACUAAUAAAUCUGGUAAAUAAAUCUUACAUUACACAACUUUGAAAUCACUGAAUAAUGUUAACACAAAUUAAUGUUAAUACAAAUUUCUUUUUUUCUUAUAAAUUAAUAAUUUAUUUGCUACAACUGUAGGUGUAUAUGUGUGUGUAAAAGAAAAUGUAAAAAAAAAUGGUUAAAAAAAGCUAGAUAUCCUUGUAAAGCCCAUUCUACAAUGACAAUAAUAAGAGAGCAAACUGCUUAGUGAAGUAAAGGGCGAGAACAACACAAUGGGAAUUGUUCAUUUCGUUAAUCAUCACUCUGUACUUCUUACUGCCAUUGUAACAGAAGUUUUUCUUUCGGUCUUUACUUCGAAAUAAGAGAGUAAAUAAUGAUCAUUAAAAACAGGUAGUUUACUCUGUACUCUUACAGUCUUACAUGUACAUCUACUGCCAUUGUACUGUCAUUGGAUUUUAGAGUCUAGUAUGCAUCAUCAGAAAACAUUUGCAUUUCGCAGAACGUAAAUUGCCAAAUAACAGUGUAAUAGCACCAAUAAGAAAUAAGCACAGUUUUGCUCACUUUUUUGUGAUGCGUCUUUGAAAUUUCGAUAUUGGUGCAACAAGUUUCGCGUUCAUUGACACGGGGCCAUCGACGCUAACAAAAAGACGAUAAAGAGCAACGACGGAGAUGGCGAGAGGACAUUGGGACACGGAGGUCGUCGGCGUCGGCGGCGGCGGCGGCGGCGGCGGCGGCGGCGGAGGCGGCGACGGCGUCGAGGUUGCGCGGCCACUCGCCGUCGGGACGCCAUCGUCGAAGGACGCAUGAAUAUGUAUACUGCUGCCGGAGCCGCUGCGAUCUUUGUGAUUUAACCGAAUCAAUUUCGUUAAGGAGAUUCGUCCGCGAUCCAUAUUUACGCAUCAAUAAGAACGUCGCCAUGAUAUCGCGAUAACGAUAAUGAUAAUGCUAAUUACAUAUUAACAAUCGUGCCGUAGUGUCAGUGAACUUUGGUAAACUUGAGUGCUUCCUUCUUGGAUUCUUACUAUAAGAUUUCUAUGGUGCCGUCGACGUUAAUCGAAUCAAGUUAGUACAAAAUGUGUGUGUGUGUGUGUGUGUGUGUAUAUAUGUGUGUAUAUGUGUAUAUGCAUACACAUAUAUACAUUUUAUGCUAUAUAUAGCAUAAAAAAGUUAAAAAUUUAAACUGAGAUUUUAUAACUGGUUUAAUUUUAAUUUUAAUAUGUUUAACGUAGUUAUAUGAUUCAGAUGUAAUUUUUAUCGAUCAAGAUAAUUGUUGGCUUUAAUUUUUAUUAUUAAAAAUUUUUUUUUAUUAGAGAAAGAGAGAGAGAGAGAGAGAGGCAGAGAAAGAUGCAACUUUAUAUAAUCUAGUUUUUUCAAAAAUUUGAAUAACAAAGUCCAAUUUUUUUCUAUCAAUUUAAAUUGAAUAGCACCGAAGAAAAUAAACCUUACUCUUGAAAAAGUCAAUUUCUAUCCAUUUUGAGAAAAUUAAAAGAAAACAUGUGUAUUGUGAGAAACCCUCAAAUUUCUAAAAUUAAAGCAAUACUGCUUUUUAAAAAAAUAAGACAUUUUUUUCAAUUAGUCUAAUAAAAUGUAUUACUUUUUCUUUUGUGUAAUUUGAUAUUUUAAGAUAAACUAAUAUAAAUAACAACAUAGGAUUAGAAUUAUAACAUGCUAUACAAGUUCGAGUAAUUUUUAUACAAGGAUUUGUUUUUUUCUUUUGCAAAAAAUAGUAAAAUUACGGAUGCAGUAAUAUAAUAUGAUUUAAGAUUCAGAAUAUUUUAAAGUCUAAAAAUUUAUAUUUUCAAAAACAAACUAAUGUUAUUUUACAAUUAUUACAUUAUUAUAUAUAUAGACUUUUUUUUAACGAUUUAUUGACUAUAUAUAUUAUAACGAUUUAUAUCAGCAUCAACUAUUGAUUUAUUAUCUUUGUAUAAUUGGCGGAAUAGUCGCUAAUAUCCUGGAAAUUAAACGAGAUGAAAAACGAGCAUAUCAAUCAUUGCGGAAAGCAACCGAUGCUAUUUUGUAUUCGAGACUGAUGUGUCACGCACGGUGUGUCUCGUGCAUACAGCGAGAGGUAAUUGGAACUGUUCGAGUUAUGUUGCGGCUUUGUACAAUUUGACACUGUAUAUGCGUGAUUUAAAAUUCUUACACAAAUUUUUUAUAUUUCCACAAAAGUAUGCAAAAUUACAAAGAUGCUGUGUGAAGCUUGAGUUGACGAUUAGAUAAGUAAUAUUAUCGAGAACGCGUGCGAUAAAAGAGGAACAUAUAUAAAAUUCGUAAAUUAAGAAAAUAUUAUGAUUUUAGUAUGUAUAUUAUUGCUAGUCAUUCGUAACAAUAUCGUAAUAGUGGACUAGUGAAGAGAUGACAAAUAUAUGAGAGUUGACAAAAUUAAGGGAUGUGGUACAUCAUAUCUCUUAAUUUUGUCAACUCUAAUAUCUCGCAUCAAAUAUACUAUUCGAGUUACUGAUUGAUGGACCUGCAGUGGGAGCUGCAGUUACGAAUUGCGAAAUAAAAAUGGCCAAUCGAUCGGGAAUUCUCAACUAUCACGCAACACGUGAUCGACUGACCAACACCUAUAGCGUUCUCAAAGUGGCGUUUAUGCUUCCAUGUUUCCAUAUAAGAAUUCUUGAAAUAUCAUAAAAACAUCGCACGCUCCGCUAACAUUCGCAAUUAGAUGGAAUCGAUGUAAUUUUCCAGAAUUCAGUCAAUGUAUAUGUUUAUAUGUCGGGAAUAUAAAGUUCUAUUUCGUUUUUAUAAUAAUUUUUAUUGACAUAUUGAUAAUUUUAUUUAUAUUUGAUCUCGUUACUCUAUUUUUUAUUAAUAUAAUUAUUUCUUAACAUCAAAUUUAUAAUUUUUAUUUGAGUUGUAUAUCGUAAUAGUAAAGAUUCAGAAUUGGUUAAUCCGUUAAUGGUUUACAAUUAUGUACAGAUGUUUCUGUAUUUAGUUGGGAAUAAAUGGAAUAGUAAGUAAUUAAUAUUUGAAUAAGUAUUUUUUUUAUUUUAUUCUAACGAUCUAUUAAGUCAUUUAAUAAAUUAUAUACACAAACGCACACACACACAGAUAUAUAUUUUAAUAUUUUAUUUUAUAAAUUUCAGUUUCCUUACACAUCUUAAUUUUCAACUUUGUAAUAAAUCUGUUUAUUAUGUUGCAGAUAUUGUUUGUCUUGACUGUAUAAUUUAUUAAGUCAAUAAGCAAACUAUUUUUCAAUCGAUUCUUGUCAAAGAUCUGGAUCUUCUCUAAUCGUAAGGCCGAGUAAGGACGUGCGAAAGUGGCGGCGGCCUCUCCUUGCGAAUGAUCGAGACUGGAAAUCAGUCAGAUUUGCAUGUCAAUAGAUUAGACCAGCAAAAUGAGGAUCUCCUCGUAGCUGGUAACGGUAACGAGAUUGACGGCAACAGCAGAAAUCAGGUUGGUGAGCAAGCAGCUGUUGCGACGACGCAGGUGGAGGACGCAGGUACAAUGAGAAAAGAGGAACAAGAAUCGCCGCGGAUUCACGAGAAUUCGUCGAAGGGCGGUAUCGCCGCGAGCGUCGGGACGCCCACAACGGCAUCGGCAAUGCCGGUGGAUGACGAAGAAGAGGAGGAGGAGGAGGCGGAGGAAGAAGAGGAAGAGGAGGACGCCGAAGAGGAAGAGGACGGAGACGUGGAAGGUAGUGGAACCGUAGUGGAGGGUGGAAUGACGACGCAAGAAGAGGUCGGGGGUGUGUUAGUCGGUGGUGAAAGUGGGGGUGGAGGUGGCAUGGCCGGCUACUGGAGGCAGAGUAGACCCUCCAGUCCCCGCAUGCCGCCUCCGGAGCAGUCGGAGCAGCCGAGCCGACCCAAGAGCCGGCACGAGCUACAAAUCGCGAGAUAUAACAACCUCGGCUACUGGCGAGCGAGAAGAGUUACCUUUUACAAAAAUGGCGAUCCCUACUUUCCGGGGGUGGAGUUCAGAUUCAAACCUGGCCGUGACAUUGGUUCUUUGGAAGCUCUACUGGAUAGAUUGUCCCUUCGGUUGGACUUGCCGAGAGGGGCGCGCCACAUCUUUUCGAUGGACGGUGAUCGAAAGAUUAGUCUCGAUGAACUUGAGGACGGUGCCUCCUACGUAGUAUCUAGCUAUAAGACCUUCAAGCCGGCCAGCUAUGGGAAGAAGAACACCACUUGGUACACUAGUCCGGCAGGCGGUGGAGGUAGUAGGAGCGGUACCACGGGGACCGGAAGUGGGAUUGGAGGGUGGCAAAGUAGACCGCCAGCAGUACCGAGUCUUAGCCGGAAAGCCUCCAUCACUGAAGAAGCACCACCUCCCGGUGGCGGAAAGCCUUCUUCGGGCCGUGUCAUUCGCAUCGUUAACAAUCAUGACCAUACUGUUCAGUGUCGCGUUUUAUUAAAUCUUCGUACAUCACAACCUUUCGAAGAAGUUCUAGAAGAUCUUGGACAAGUGUUGAAGAUGAACGGGGCUAAGAGGAUGUUUACUGUCUCGGGACAAGAGGUGAGAAGUUUUUCGCAAUUGAGGAACGAGUUUGCAGAUGUGGAUACAUUUUAUUUGGGUACUGGAUCGGCUCUUGUAAUGGCCGGCGUCACAGCAUCCCCGGUACGAAGAUCAAGGUCACGUGGACCAUCCACUGUCGUGGAAGAAGUUGGCCGUCAGAGAAGAGCUCGCAGCAAAAGCAGACCACGAGCCUUGUAUGCUCCUGACUCCGACGUUGUUCGAGUAAACGAUUAUAGCGUCGUAGAAGUGCUACGCGAAGAACCAGCUAGAGUGACGAUCAGAGGACUUAGACGAUCAUUCUAUCCUCCUUCUCAUCUGCCCCCAGUUGAUAAUUCGCCGCCUGAGAAGAAGUUACAACUAGAAUGGGUUUAUGGCUAUCGGGGAACCGACACUCGUAAAAAUUUAUGGGUUUUACCUAGUGGCGAAUUAUUGUAUUAUGUCGCGGCCGUGGCAAUACUUUUCGAUCGAGAAGAGAAUGCGCAACGACACUAUAUUGGACACACAGAAGACAUUAUGUGCAUGGAGGUUCAUCCUAGCAGAGAACUUGUCGCAUCCGGGCAAAAGGCGGGCAGACAUAGAAAGGCACAGCCGCAUGUUCGUAUAUGGUCAACGGAGACCCUUCUCACUCUAUAUGUAUUUGGAAUGACCGAAUUUCAAAUGGGUGUCUCAGCAUUAGCAUUUUCACAACUGAAUGGUGGCAGUUACGUACUUGCCGUGGAUUCUGGAAGAGAAGCUAUACUUUCGGUGUGGCAGUGGCAAUGGGGUCAUUUGUUAGGCAAGGUGGCGACUAUGCAAGAAGAUCUUACGGGUGCGGCAUUUCAUCCGUUGGAUGAUAAUCUCUUAAUAACACACGGACGUGGCCAUUUAACAUUCUGGAAUCGGCGAAAAGAUGGCUUCUUCGAGAGAACUGAUAUUAUCAAACCGCCGUCCCGUACACACGUGACGAGCAUUCAGUUCGAACAGGAUGGCGACGUUGUCACGGCCGACAGUGAUGGUUUUAUCACGGUAUACUCGGUAGACGCGGACGGGGCAUAUUUUGUACGAAUGGAAUUCGAAGCACAUAACAAGGGCAUUAGCUCUCUCGUCAUGUUAUCGGAAGGCACGCUCCUCUCUGGCGGUGAAAAAGAUAGGAAAAUAGCUGCUUGGGACUCGUUGCAGAAUUAUAAACGUAUCACCGAUACAAAGCUGCCAGAAUCGGUAGGUGGAGUUCGGAGCAUAUAUCCGCAACGUCCCGGACGGAAUGACGGAAACAUUUAUGUGGGAACUACGCGGAACAAUAUUCUUGAAGGUUCUCUGCAAAGAAGAUUCAAUCAAGUCGUAUUCGGCCACGGCAGACAAUUGUGGGGUCUGGCAGUUCAUCCUGACGAUGAGGUCUUUGCUACCGCCGGACAUGACAAAAAUAUCGCCCUCUGGCGAAGACAUAAGUUAUUAUGGACCACGCAGGUGGGUUUCGAGUGUAUAUGCAUAGCUUUCCAUCCAUUUGGCGUGGCAUUAGCGGCAGGAUCAUCGGAAGGCCAUCUUUUGGUACUCGCGGCUGAUACUGGUGCAGCCGUGGCGACUUUGAGAGUCUGCGGAUCGCCUCUAUCUUGCAUCGGAUACAAUCCUACUGGAGAAAUUGUGGCAAUGGGUUCUCAAAACGGUAGCGUGUAUCUCUUUAGAGUAUCUAGAGAUGGAUUUUCAUAUAAGAAGAGUAACAAGAUCCGUGGCACGCAACCAUUGAUGCAGCUUGAUUGGAGCUCUGACAGUCGCUUUCUCCAAACUGUCACUCAAGAUUAUGAUCUCUUGUUCUGGGACGUCAAGGUGUUAUCGUCCGAAAAAAGCCCAUUGGUUAUGAAAGAUGUCAAGUGGUACUCUCAUAACUGUACUGUCGGGUAUAUGACUUCUGGGCAAUGGAAUAACCGCUAUUAUCCAUUGACCACAGUUGUCACGACCUCCAGUAGAUCAGCAGCACAUGAUAUGCUGGUGAGUGGUGAUGCCGAAGGCUACCUUCGACUCUUCAGAUAUCCAUGUACUAGCGCCAAAGCUGAGUAUGUCGAGGAAAAGGUAUAUAGCUCGUUGGUGGCCUGUGCUAGGUUCCUCUACAACGACCAGAAUGUCGUCACUGUUGGUGGCACUGAUGCUGCCUUGAUGCUUUGGGAAUUGGUUGAUGAAUGAAAAGAUAGAUUCGUUAAAGAAUACUGUCCACUUACUGUCCAUGUUUAUUAAAUAUAAGGCGCUGGCGCCUUUUAGUAGAUUUUAAUCAUUCACGACAAGUAGAGCUCUUUUGUGGGUCAUUUGGUGAAUUUAACAUAAAAAUGUAAAUACGAGAAAGAAAUAGCUAUAAUUUGUUUUUCUAAUUUUAAUUAAAAAAUUUAAUAACAUUACACAUUUUAGAAGUUAAUUACGCAUUUUAGCACAGAAUCUAUAAUUCCAUUAUGAUAUUAUUUAUUCAAUUUAUAUUUGAUUUUAAUUUACUGUUUUAAUAUACAAAAUAUUUCAUUUUAUAUUAAUAAUAAUUUCAAGAAUAAAUAGUGCUGAAUUACAAUGACAAAGUUAUAUAAUACAAUAUAAAUGUGUGAAUUUCGUUUUUGUAAUUAAUAUUGCGAUUACUUUUAUUGUCUGAUUGUGUUAUGUUAGACAACAUAAAAUUACCAAUUUGUUCUAAAUAAUCUAUACAUUUCACGUUAUUUGUCCUUCAAAUCAUUUCAAUUUGUCUUCUCAAUACGCACAAUAUAGAUAAAAUGUAAAAUCAUUAUAAAUGUGUUGGAGAUAAUGAAACGACAAGACUAUACACUAAUCUUCGUUUGUCACAUAAUCUAUUAAAUUGUUGAAAAAUGACUAAAACUAAAAAAA